Messenger RNA from Alexandromys fortis (reed vole), 2795 nucleotides. RefSeq names its product caspase-2. Gene Ontology annotation, molecular function: cysteine-type endopeptidase activity. Gene Ontology annotation, biological process: proteolysis; regulation of apoptotic process. The transcript is spliced from 5 exons. The coding region runs from base 281 to 964 and encodes 227 amino acids. The record is from RefSeq and is a predicted model, not a curated record. Lineage: Eukaryota; Metazoa; Chordata; Mammalia; Rodentia; Cricetidae.
GGCUUUGGAGCCUGUCCUGGAACUAGCUCUUGUAGACCAGGCUGGUCUCGAACUCACAGAGAUCUGCCUGCCUCUGCCUCCCGAGUGCUGGGAUUAAAGGCAUGUGCCACCAUCGCCCGGCUCCUAGGACAUUUUGAUUGAAAGAGAUUUCACAAAAUAACACCUCCUGUUGCUCCUAAGUCCCUUUCGUUCUUCUUUCUCACUUCUCUUCUGUGUCCAGGCUUAGACCUGACAGUGCCUCUGUCUGCCUUCCCUCUGUAGGAUAUUGGCAGUGUGUGGUAUGCACCCUGACCACCAGGAAACCCUGAAAAAGAACCGAGUGGUGCUGGCCAAGCAGCUGCUGCUGAGUGAGCUGUUAGAGCAUCUCCUGGAGAAGGACAUCAUCACACUGGAAAUGAGGGAGCUCAUCCAGGCCAAAGGGGGCAGUUUCAGCCAGAAUGUGGAACUCCUCAACCUGCUGCCCAAGAGGGGACCCCAGGCUUUUGAUGCUUUCUGUGAGGCCCUGCGAGAGACCAGGCAAAGUCAUUUGGAAGACUUGCUGCUCACAACCCUCUCUGAUAUUCAGCAUGAACUCCCACCGUUGAGCUGUGACUAUGACACAAGUCUCCCUUUCUCGGUGUGUGAGACCUGCCCCCCUCACAAGCAGCUCCGCCUGUCCACAGGUCCCAUGGAACACUCCUUAGAUAAUGGGGAUGGUCCUCCCUGCCUUCAGGUGAAGCCAUGCACUCCUGAGUUUUAUCAGGCACACUACCAGCUGGCCUAUAGGUUGCAGUCUCAGCCUCGUGGCCUGGCACUGGUGUUGAGUAAUGUGCACUUCACUGGAGAGAAAGACCUGGAAUUUCGCUCUGGAGGGGAUGUGGACCACAGUACUCUAGUCACCCUCUUCAAGCUUUUGGGCUAUAAUGUCCAUGUUCUACAUGACCAGACUGCACAGGUACCUGCGGCUGGAAAGGCUGGCGUGUGAAUCGGGUGGGCUGUACUUUGGGCUGGGUGCUUCUGUUCCUCUGGGCCUCCUGGAUGUUUCUCACUCACUGUUUGCUGCUUCCUACAAUCUAGGGAAAAGAAGGAGAGUUAGCCAGUUGCCUGGACAUUGCUGUCUUAAGGUAGCUGUGCUUUCGUGGAGUUCCACAGUUCAGGGUCGGGUUCCCACAUUUAUGUGUUCAGAAACUUAACUCCUAGUCACUCAGGAAGUAAUGAAACACCGAGAUCCUCCCAAACAAACUCCAAAAGGGUAUUUAUAAAUCAGGCCACACAGCCAUUUACUUCACAGUUGAUACCGUUACUUAAGAUCCCAAUUAUUGUUUAAAGCAUUACUUUUGGCAGAUUCAGUUCUUUUCAAGUAGAAGAAUAUAUGCAGAUGCUGUUUAGUGGUCAUCUGAUUAAGUCAGUGCUGGAUUGUUUUAGGGUAGGUUGCUUGCUCGCACGUCAUAAGCAUUUUGUUGUGGGCUGCUCCUUAUUGACUUAUUUCUGAGCUUCUCUGGUGACUUUUAAGAUUUAUAUUUUGAAAUUGAUAAUGACCUAUUUGUAUACUAUUCUGAACUGCUUUUGUUCUGUAAUAGUAUGUUCUUAAACUUGAUCUUUGGGCUUAGGGAGGUAGAAUUUAAGGUUCUGAGCCAUGAUGAGGCAGGAGAAUCAGAAGUUAGAGUUUAAGACCAGUCUUUCAUAGUAAGUUGAAGGGUGGCCAGGACUACGUGAGACCCUGUCUAAAAAAAAUUCCCUUUGGCCCCUUGAGGUAGAGGAUCCUGGUUUUGUGUUGACAGUUUGUUGUGGUCAUCUUGGCUAUCCCACUUCUAUGAGAAUUAUGUAUUUACUAUACUUUGGGUGUGGCCAGUUUCAUCUCUAGGUGUCUCAAUGCCAUUCUUGACGUGAUUCUCUUGCCAGCUUGCCCAUAAUUGCCCGUUUAAAAUAGAUCCAUUCUUGCUUCAAAGCCAAGGCUGGAAGUUGAGAUCGUGGCUCAGUGGUUGGAGCAAUUGCCUAGCAGGUGCAAAGCCCUGAAUUUAGUCCCCUACACCAGGAAAAACAAAAGUCAGAGAUGGAACAUUUUUUUUUCCCCUCCAUCAAAGGGACUGAAUGAAGUAGGUAGCUUGUCCACCUCUGCUACUUUUGAGGGAGUUGUAAGGUCAUCUAGCCAGAUUUGUGCUGUAUUUGUUUUCUAAGAGUAUUUUGUGUCUGUUUCAUAUAAACUUCUAGGAAACUGUUUUGUCAUGGUCUUCUAAAUAGUGUGUUGGGCAGUAGAUCUUUGAUACCUAAUAAAGGUUUCAAUACUGUGUCACGAAUACAGUUGAAUACUGCUGUCUUUUCGAGACAUUCAGGAGACUUUGUGAGUCCAUAAAGUACUUUUUAUAGGCCAGUUCCAUUUAAGCUGUAUCUAAGGCAGAUUCAAGGGCUUCUAAAGUCUCAUUCCCAUGUUUUUCUGUCACUUGAGUUGCAGUGAAGCUAAAUUUUGAGCACCUUGUAAUUUGACACGCACAAAUUUAAUGUUCUGAAAUCGAGGAUAGAUAAUGAGUGUGCUCUCAGCAUCAUUUUGUUCCUCUAUCACUAAUAGAGCUGGAGCUUCUGUUCUUACAGGAGGUGAAAGUAAAAACCACAGGAGUAGAUGAGGUCAGAAAAGUAGUCAGAGCAGGUAAAACUGACAGGCUCCUAAGGGAGACAGCCUAGGUAGAAGGAGCAGUGUGUAGAUGAUAUGGACGUGAUAAUCCAGGGAAUGCCGUGAAUAUCGUACUUUGUUGCAUUGGGAAUGUGCAGAAUGCCCUCUUCUUUUUUUUUUUUUUGGUUUUUUGAGACAGGGUUUCUCU